CUGCCGUCAGCGCCUCAAACCUCCGCUCCACGAACGCCCACGGCUCACGUGAUAGUUUCAGGCCCAAGAGGGACCAGCCCUGGUUCCCGUGUGGAGUUGGACUCAGGAAGCAUGGCGCUCUGGCGGGCUUACCAGCGGGCCCUGAAUGCUCACCCGUGGAAAGUACAGGUCCUGACAGCCGGGUCCCUGAUGGGCCUGGGUGACAUUAUCUCACAGCAGCUGGUGGAGAGGCGAGGUAUGCGGAAACACCAGAUUAGCCGGACCCUGACCAUGGCCUCUCUGGGCUGUGGCUUUGUGGGCCCUGUAAUAGGAGGCUGGUACAAGGUUUUGGACCGGCUCAUCCCUGGCACCACCAAGGUGGAUGCUCUAAAGAAGAUGUUGUUGGAUCAGGGGUGCUUUGCCCCAUGUUUUCUAGGCAGUUUCCUCUCGCUGAUAGGGGCGCUCAAUGGACUGUCAGCCCAGGACAACUGGGCCAAACUCCAGCGGGAUUAUCCUGACGCCCUCAUCGCCAACUACUAUCUCUGGCCUGCUGUGCAGCUAGCCAACUUCUACCUGGUUCCCCUUUAUUACAGGUUGGCUGUCGUCCAGUGUGUUGCUGUUGUCUGGAACUCCUACCUGUCCUGGAAGGCACAUCGGUUCUAAGCUUGCCUUGCAGUGAUGCAGCUUGACCCUGGAAUGGUCAGAUGACCUCUUCAAAGUGGGCACAUCAGUUUUCAUGGGGUUUGGUUGCUGAUCAGAACUUAAUAGGGUCAGCACUAUGAAAUGGCCUAUUUCACUCUAAAAUGUAAACUGACUCCUUUUGAAUUCACUAAAAUCUUUAUUGUGGUCUUAUGCCCACCACAUACAUAAUAGGCAGUCCAUAAAUAUUUGUUGGACCAUAUGAUCUUGGCAACUUUAGUUUAUGCCCAUAUCCUGGCAAAUGCCAUUUAUCCCCACUCUUUAUUGAUAUAGUCGUUUAUCCAACCAUUUCCAACCCCAGUGUAGCUCCAGUUCUUUGGGGAUCCCCUCAAACUCUUUAGGUGGUACUUCCAUAAAUAUGGAAUCAGGUACCUCUAUACAAAU
Molecule: messenger RNA, 1062 nt
Organism: Eptesicus fuscus (big brown bat)
Lineage: Eukaryota; Metazoa; Chordata; Mammalia; Chiroptera; Vespertilionidae
Gene: MPV17
Product: mitochondrial inner membrane protein MPV17
Exons: 8
Coding region: 112-642 (176 amino acids)
Cellular component (GO): membrane; cytoplasm
Source: RefSeq, a predicted model, not a curated record